Molecule: messenger RNA, 4933 nt
Organism: Centropristis striata (black sea bass)
Lineage: Eukaryota; Metazoa; Chordata; Actinopteri; Perciformes; Serranidae
Product: F-box only protein 41-like
Exons: 17
Coding region: 213-2720 (835 amino acids)
Molecular function (GO): protein binding
Source: RefSeq, a predicted model, not a curated record
UACACACAAACACGGAGCACCGUUACCCCUGCUGCACGGGACCGAUCGGAGGAUUUCCUCCUCCGGAUCGAUGCGCUGAUCAAUCCGCUGCUGCAUGUGGAUGCAAUGAAAAGGGAGGAAACCAUGGCAACGGGCUCCAGGUGAAGUUGAGUGACGCAGUGACAAUCACCGAGAAUUUCCGUCUCUUCCUUCUUGCAGCUCCCUGGUGAAGCAUGUCGUCCUCCUCCUCCUCCUCCUCUUCCUCCUCUUCGUCCUCCUCAUCCUCGGAGCUGCCCUACUUCUGUCCUCGCUGCGGUGACGCUUUCCGCUUCCCGUCUGUACCUGAGCUCCGGGCUCACCUGGUCAGUCGACACACCUACGAGACGCUGCUGGUGCUGUCGCAGGCUCGAGUUAGGAGCUCCAGAUCUGGCGUCCUGCUCCCCCUCCCUGGUCAGGCCGUGUCCCAGACACAGAGCUCCUCUCUGGGCAUGGAGGCCUCCAGCCUCCCCCUGCCACUGGCCUGCCUGGACCUGGCCUCGUCCUCCGCCUCGAUGCAGCUGCUCAGGGGGAUGUUCGGCCCUGCAGGGAGAGCUCUGCCUUCGUCUACAGGACCUCCAGAGGAACCCUCCACGGCUCUGGCCCUGCCCGGCUCUCUGGGGCCCCUCCCCGUGACCAGAUUGGGCCCUCUGGGGGUCCAGCUGGGCCUAGAGCUGGGGCUGGCAGUGGGCGUGGGGCUGGAAGAGCGGCUGGGGCUCGGCCUGGACCGCAAGAUCGCCCGGACAUUCGCGGAGGUGGAGGAGAGGGUGAACCGCCGCGUGGGCCGGCUGAGGGCGGAGCUGCACAAGAGGGAGGCGGAGCUUCAGCGGGAGAGGCGGAGCGGCGAGCGGCUGAAGAGCGAGAAACAGGAAGUGGAGGAGAGGGCGGCGUACCUGUCCAGACAGGUGUCUGCUGCUGUGGAGAUGAUGCAGCGACUGAAGAACGAUCUGGAAGGAAAAGAGAGAGAGCUGAAUGAACGACAACAGGAGAUGGUGGACAUCGAGUGUUUUCUGAGGGAGACUGCAGAUAAAGAAGCUGAGGCCAAAUCCAGACUGCAGGUGUUCAUCGAGACGCUGUUGGAGCGAGCCGACCGAGCGGAAAGACAGUUACUGUUGCUCGGCUCACACACACAUCCAAACCACUACACACACACGUACGCCGACCCGUACACACUCUCUGACGGGUACGCACCUGAUCCGGGCCGGGGAGGGCGGAGUCUGGAUGCCAGCACUGAUGACAUCAUUGCAGACAAGAUGCAGGGAACCAUCGGAAACCGGAGGAGUUACAGUGUCUCAGGCUCCUACAGACUGGGAGAGCAGCUGUACAGCCAACAUCACUACAGCGGUCUCACUGGUCGUAUGAGGACGAUGUCUCUGGGUUCAGGGGGCUGGGACGGUGAGGGGGGGCUGGUCCACCCCCACCUGUACGCUCCAGCCUGGAAUGGACGAGGAGACGGGAGGAGGCAGAAGACCUUCUGGGUCGGAGAUGGAGGAUGUGGGAGAACAUGGAGCAAAAGAAACCGCCGCCACCACAGCACCGAAGAAGAAGAAGAGGAGGAUGAGGAGGAAGAGGAGGAAAAUGAAGAGGAGGAGGAGGAGGAGGAGGAGGGGUUCUGGAGCAGUGCUGAGAUGAGGAGACUCGUGUUCGCCAGGACACACACACCUGCUUCAGAAGCCCCCUCCUCCCUGCGCUCCACGCCAUCCCGUCGGCAGCUGGGGGCGGAGUCCCUGAGGCUGAGGGCGGGGCUGUUCUGUGUCUUUCCGUACCUGGAUGUGCGCUCCUUGCUGCGAGCGGCCGAGGUCUGCUCUGAUUGGCGGUUUGUGGCCAGGCACCCGGCGGUUUGGACACGCCUCCGACUGGAGAACGGCAGAGUGUCGGCUGAGUUCCUGACCACCCUGUCCCAGUGGUGCACUCAGACUCAGUCAGUAGCUCUGAACAACCUGAAGCCUCGAAGCCGACGAGCCAACGAAACGCGAGAAGAUUACCAUAAAAACACACGGGGCGGCGUGGAGGCGGGGCUGGAGGCUCUGCUGCGGUCAGCAGGGGGCAGUCUGCUCCACCUGUCUGUCUCUCAGUGUCCUCACAUCCUCACAGACAGGACGCUGUGGCUCGCCAGCUGCUACUGUCGCAACCUACAGAGCCUCACCUACAGGAGUUCAUCAGAUCCUCUGGGUCACGAGGUUCUCUGGGCCCUGGGUGCAGGCUGCAGGAACAUCAGCAGCCUGCAGGUUGCGCCAGCUCACCCCUGCCAACAGCCGACUCGUUUUGGGAAUCGCUGCCUGCAGACGAUUGGUCGAUGCUGGCCACACCUCCGCUCGCUCAGUGUGGGCGGGGCCGGCUGUGGGACUCAGGGAUUGGUCACUUUGUUGCGGAGCUGUGCUCACCUGCAGCAUCUGGAGCUGGAGCGCAUCACUGACCUCGGCCUGCAGGCGGCAACAGAGCUGUGUGCAGCAGGGCUGCAGCACGUGGAGACUCUGAUCCUGACACACACACCUGUCAGCGGUCAGGCCAUCCUGCACAUACACAGUGUGUGUGAGAACCUCAGGUGCAUCAUGGUCGAGGUCUCCGUGUCGGAUUACUUUGAGGAGCCGGACACUCCGGAGGCUCGGCAUCUGUUCAGAGAGAUCGUCGACACGCUGAGGGUCCUUCAGAAGCGUCCUGGACUGUGUGACGUCCUGCAGGUGAAAGCUGAAGGAUCCUGCUGACCUCAACACAGACACACACACACACAAACACACACACACACACACACACACACACACACAGUGAGGACUUCAUAACAUCAUGAUUCCUUCGAGCCUCGACCCUGAAGCCAGGGGUCUAAACUCAAUUUUGAGGGAUAGAAAACGGAAAAUCCUGUCAAUAUUAAUGCAGUUUUAGGUGUUUUUAAUUCAUAAUUUUAAUAUGUUUGUCUGCAUUUAUCUCUUGUUACACAAACAUUUGCUCAACAAUUAUUUUAUGAGCUCUCCUGAACCUUAUCGCCCUCACGUUAGCGCUCACUUUAGCAGAGAAAAACUGGGGAAAUGGUGAAAAUCUGUUCUGUGGUGGUUCAGUCAAGGCUUCAUACAUGAAUAUUCACCGUCAGUGUUGCUGACAAUAAUGCCAAAUAAUGCUGCCUCCAUGUGCUGUGGGAAUAUUCAGGAUUUUUUUCUUUAUUUCUCCUACAACUUGGGAAUGUCAAGUAAGGUUUUAGCACUCAAGGUGACUUCACAUAAACAAUCCGGACAAAAUCUUGGGUUCAGGGUAAGAAAGUUUGUAAUAAUAUACAAGUAACCACAAAAACUUAGCAUCUGUUACUACAGACACCUGAACUAACACCAGAAAUUUGAUUUUCCCAAUGUUACUACGGACACCUGAACUAACCACAGAUACUUGACUUUCCCACUGUUACUACAGACACCUAAACUAACCACAGAAACUUGAUUUCCCCACUGUUAUUACAGACACCUGAACUAACCACAGAAACUUGAUUUUCCCACUGUUACUACAGACACCUGAAAUAACCACAGACACAUGCAUAAACCAUUACAAAUUAUUUUGAACAGUGUUAAGUUAUGACUGUUAGAUCAGUUAGAGUAGUUAUUUAUUUGCAAAAUAGACAAGUGAAGCAAAGCAACAUUUUGAUGGUUUUAGGAAUAAUGAAAUACUCUGAGCAAUAACAAUACAACACAAAUUGUUUGUAGCUUCCACAUUUUGACCUAAAGCCAAGAUAAAACAGUUUGGUAUUAAUUAGCUGGUUAUUUACAGACAAUAUUUAGCCAAAUGUGAUCCAAUAAAAUAUGCAAAGAUUUCCUAAUAAUCACUAUAUGAAGAUUUAACAGGCUGGAUACAAAAUAAUUAUUGAACAUACAUGUCUGACAUGUAUGACAAAUGUUUGUUUAACAAGAGAUAAAUGCAAAAAAAGUUGUCAUAAUCACACCUGAAAAUGCAUCAAAUUGCAUCAACAUCAAUGGGAAUUCUUCUACCUCCCAGAAGGGGGCGCCACUUAGACUCUUUGUACUUACUUGUGCCUAUUUGUGUGACAUAUUCCCAGUGGUGAAACAUGACUAAGUACAUUUACUCGAGUACUUUACUGAUGCCAAGUCUUUACCCCAAAAAAACUGCGGGGCCAACAUGUCCUCACUGCCACAGUCUAAAAUGCCGGUCCUCACAAAGAUAGACAUACAAGAAAACACACACAUUUUGGGAAAACGCCUUCUUACCGACUUUCAAGGUGGAAAUGAACACAUCAGGCAGAUAUUAAGUUUCUCCAACAGUGUUGUAAAUAUUCUGUUCCUGACUCUGAAUUUAACCCUUUACACAUUAUUUCACUUUAAUGCUUCACAAACUAUUUUUUUCUAUCACACUCGUCUUUUUUUGCACUGAAUAAAGAAAAUCCUCUUUCCUAAACCUCCCCAACACAAACCUUUACCUUUAAAUCUUCUUUUCUUACUCUAUUUUUAAUAAAAACCUAAAACUUUCUUAACAAAAACCUGUUUUCUUUUUUAACGAAGCUGAAUUCACAGCUUUACUCCCCCUUAAAGUGAUCCGUAUUCCUCACUUUAUAUUCCCCUGGCUGCUCCUCAAGCUUUAAAAAAAAAGUCCAGCCUGAAAUAUUAGCAAUUAUAAUUUUAGGAAAAUCCUCAUUCUACCUUAAAAAGCCAUAAUUGUUGUACUGAAGUCAAAGAAACUUCUUAUUUUAGCUUUACAAGAAAAAUAAGCAAAAGCACGCGUAUGCACGGAUACAUUUGCACAUUGACUCGUACACCAAAGACAUCAAUCAAUCAAUCAAUCAAUCAAUCAAUCAAUCAAUCAAUCAAUCAAUCAAUCAAUCAAUCAAUCAAUCAGUUGAUCAGAUGUGUAGGAGUUCAUCAUUUGUCUUUUUAUGCAAUUUCAAAGGUGCUACAUGUGUCAUUUUAACAUCAAUAAAUCAUUUUCU